This is a messenger RNA of Poecilia reticulata (guppy), 1295 nucleotides long. The record is from RefSeq and is a predicted model, not a curated record. Lineage: Eukaryota; Metazoa; Chordata; Actinopteri; Cyprinodontiformes; Poeciliidae.
GAAAAAACCGAGUGCGGAGUCUGCGCAACGAAGUUUCGGGAGAACCGCAGAGAAAGAAGGAGGAGGAGGAGAACAGCGCCAUUUUUUAUUUCACUGGUCCAGGCUGAGUCUGGGCCCGGUUCUGAUGGAUCUCCCAGAGGAUCAGAAGAUGGCGGCGCCUGGCGGCGACGCGGCGUGGGGCGAAGACGAGGAAGACGGCGUCCAUGGAGGAGUGAAGGAAGCGUUCCGGUCCAAACCCCGGUUCUCCUACACGGAGGUGAAGCUGCUGCUGGACGAGGUGAAGAAGAACAGACACAUCCUCCUCAGUGAGUUUUCUGUCUCCAUGGCAACCGCAUCAGAGAAGUUUAACCGCGGCGUGUCGGUGGACACCAAGAAGCAGAAGUGGACCGAGAUCACGGAUCAGAUCAACGGGCUGGGAGAGAACCACCGAGAGACGCGGCAGAUCAUGAAGAAGUGGGCGGACCUGAAGUGCGACGGGAAGCGGCGGCUGCUGGCCCUGCGGGGCCCCAACGGCUCCAACCUGAGGAAGAAGCGUCUGGGCCCGGUGGAGCGGAUGGUGCACCGCAUCCUGAUGAUGAGUCCCUCUAGAGAUGGCGGCAGCGACCAGGACUGGAGUCCCGUCGAGGAUUUUCCCAAGUUGCUCCAGACGGGUUCGCUGAUGCAGCCGCCGGCGCCGUAUUCCUACCUGAACCUGAACGAGAACUCCGGUUCCCACGGCGACGGCCUGUCCUUCGAUAUGUCGCCUCUGUCCUCGCCGGAGAACGAACCUGACGAGCUGAUCCACUCCUCCUCCGAGUUCGACCAGGCCGACGAUGAAGGUAAGACGGCGAUGAUGAAGGAUUCAGUCUGCUGCUGGUUCUGUUGGGUCUGGUUCUGUUGGGCCUGGACUAGGGCCGGGUUUCAAACAUCCACUGAUCGAUUUGAAUUGAUUUUCCUUUGAAUGGCCCGACAUCAAUUCAUAAACGCUUUAAAUCGAUCCUUUUAAUGCGCCUCUUACCCAUAAUGCCUCACCAGUAGCGUAACAAAGCAAAAUGGCGGAAACUUUGAAAGUCAACAAGGUGAAGGCAAAAACAAGAAGGCAGCAACAAACUGGAUGAGAGCCGGAUGGUUAGCAGGAUUUGCUACAUGGAGGUGGAAUAUUGUGGAAACAGCAGUGUUGUGGUCAAGACCACCGAACCCGAGACGAAGACCACCGCCCCGCGCUAACUGACGCGACAAAAUGAGAAAUACGAUCAAAACUGCUUCUCAAAUUGAUCUGAAAGAUCCAUAUUCCCAUAAAAACACCUAGAUAUUAA